Sebastes umbrosus (honeycomb rockfish) is the source of this 2314-nucleotide messenger RNA. It is a transcript of the gene alkbh3, whose product is annotated as alkB homolog 3, alpha-ketoglutarate dependent dioxygenase. Lineage: Eukaryota; Metazoa; Chordata; Actinopteri; Perciformes; Sebastidae. Gene Ontology annotation, cellular component: nucleus. The transcript is spliced from 10 exons. Gene Ontology annotation, molecular function: dioxygenase activity. Gene Ontology annotation, biological process: DNA repair; DNA alkylation repair. The record is from RefSeq and is a predicted model, not a curated record. Bases 137 to 1027 code for a protein of 296 amino acids.
GGUCGGAUUUGUUUUUGUGUAACACCCUCACAUGGCUGUCAGAGCUCAGACGUCUCAGCUGAACUCAGAGUAGCUGUAGUCUCUUUUCUCUUUUCUCUGUAGUGUUGCGCUUCAGCAGACACUUUGAUGUGAUGUGAUGUCAGAUAAGCGUCAGCGUGCCAGAGUCCAGGGCUCCUGGGCCAAACCACUGCCAAAACCCUCUGGACCAACAGGUCCAGCCCCAAACAACCAACAACCCAAAAAUGUUAACCCAGCCCCUAGUUCUUGGGGAUGUGGGCCACAGAAAACACCUGCGGCAUUUGAGUUUCACCAGCCCACCAAGACAGUUAGAGAUGUUCCACCAGAGAAGACGAUCGAGCAGGCAGGUGAUCAUGAGAUCAGCCAUGGACCAUCAGGAGUGUCCAGACUGCGGCUGCUGGCUGGAUUUCUCUCCCCAGAAGAGGCCGACUGGAUGUUCAGUAAGCUGCUAACAGAGCUUCCCUGGUCCCAGAAGACCAACUACAGACAGGGUGAGGCGUACGAGGAGCCCAGGCUGACUUGCUGGUUUGGAGAGUUGCCCUAUACAUAUGCUCGCUCCACCAUGGCUGCCAACGCAGAGUGGCAUCCAUUGCUGUUAACCCUUCGCGAGGCAGUGGAGCAGGCGAGCGGAUGCAGCUUCAACUCACUGCUGUGUAACCUGUAUCGCGACGGCAAAGACAGCAUCGGCUGGCACAGUGACGAUGAGGCCUCCCUGGGUAACAAGCCCAUCAUCGCCUCCAUCAGUCUGGGCGACACAAGAGUGUUCAGCCUCCGCAAGCAGCCUCCACCGGAGGAGAAUGGGGACUACACUUAUGUGGAGCGGAUUCGGGUUCCUCUGAGUCACGGGACGCUUUUGGUGAUGGACGGAGCAACACAAGACGAUUGGCAGCAUCAAGUGGCUAAAGAGUACCAUGACCGAGGCCCACGCAUCAACUUGACCUUCAGAACGAUGCACCCAGAGCCGGAGGGCUACCGGCCGGGGACCAAGCUGCGAUUCACGUCCAACUGACCGUAAACUCCCCUCAGAGUCAGGUACUUAAGGCUGAGGAAACUAGUGGUUCUGCACCUCAAACAUGGAUCCACACAAUGAUAGAUCUGAUGGUUAGAGUGUGAACAAGACUGAAGCUAAUGACUGAUGGAGAGAUUUUGUAGUGAACGUCGUCGUCCUUCUCAGUGAGCUUGCAAGCAAUUUCAGCUAUUUGAAACAAGUCUUGUAAACACAUCAGGCCACAGUAUGAAUAACGGUCUCCUUCAUAUUAAACAAGGAGAUUUGCAGGUCUGUGAUUGUGGUGAUUAUCAGAUAUCAGUGUUUUCGGAGAAGCUAACCAGAAGAACUGGUGAUAAUGAAGGUUUAAAGGCUGGAUAAAAUGUCUGCUCUGCAUAUUACUUUGACUUGUUUGUUCAGCACAGAGAGUUGUUUCUGUUCAUUUCAGUUAAUAAUUUGAUACAGUCUUUGGUUAGUAUGCCAAACUUUCAUUUCCUACCCAAACAACAUGUCAUGAAAGGUGUUUUUAUGAAAGACAGUGCCCCAUUGACUGCCCAGCGAGUCACUGUUGACGUGCCUUGUUUAUCUUUGGGAGCUUUUUUGGAGAUAAAAAGGGAAGAAACAAGUAAAGUGGCCACUUACAGGCCAAUUACAGCUCCAUCAGGUCUGGAAUUAGUUAAUUUGUUCUGUUGAAUAAGAUUUGUCUGAUCAGUCCCUCAAAGAGGUAGUCCAGGUUUUUUAAAGCUGCUAAUAUAACUUGAAAAAAGUUCAUCUGAGGCGAACUUACACAAGUGUUUUGAGAUAAGAUGGAUAGCAUGUGCACAGUUUAACUUUCGUGUUUACAAAAACAGUCAACAUAGUUGCAUUUUCAAUAUGCUGUGUAUGAAAUUUGAAGCUUGAAGAACUUGAAUUAAAACGUAAAGUGUUUAGUAUCAAAUUCAUGAUUUUCGAAAUUCCUAUAGUUUUAAGGUAACGGCAUUUUGGUUUCUGCAUAUACCUCCCUGCAUAAGUUCCAUGUUUAUUCUCUUCAACAUGACAUCAGUGUAUCAGAUAGGUCAUCAAUACUUGUGCUAUUGUCAUUUUGGCAGAUUACCAGAGCUACUUUUUAUGGAAAAAAAACACUUUGGGUGCUAUUCCAACAUGGUUGACAUCUAAAAAGCGUGAAAUGAGGAAAGUACAUGUCUUAACGGGGGAUACACACUACUUUAACGGCCCAUGUGAUGGGAUAUUCUGUUUAUUUUGUUAUGUUAAAGAGAUGCAAGAGGUGUUCUUGAUUGCUGUGGUUCUGAAAUAAAUAAUUACUUCUCUGAA